UCCGCUGUUAUCUUGGGGAUGGCCUGCACGCAGGUGGCAGCGAGUACAUCUCGACUUCGCAUAUCGUGAUCAACAGUGGUUUCUUGUGUUGGUGGACGCUCAUUCGAAGUGGCUGGAAGUUUUUGCUAUGAACUCAACAAACAGUGAAAAGACGGUGGAAAAGCUGCGCAGUGUGUUUGCUGCCUAUGGUUUACCGGAAGAAAUAGUCACGGACAAUGGUCCCCAGUUCACUUCGGCCUGCUUCGAGACCUUUUUGAAACGUAAUGGAAUCCGCCAUACAAAGACCCCUCCUUACCAUCCUGCCUCGAAUGGCACUGCUGAGCGUUGCGUGCAAACGUUAAAGCGGCACCUUCUCAAACAAGUCUUAGAGGAAAAACAAAAUGGCGAACCGCGGUCACUCCAGCAUCGUAUUGACCAAUUCCUCUUCACCUACAGGAAUACGCCGACCGGAACAACAGGCGAAACACCUGCCCAGCUAUUUCUAUCAUGGAAGCCUCGGACACGGCUCAGUCUUCUGCACCCCGAUCUUGAACAACGAAUGCAAGAAAAGUUGGAAAGGAGGAAGGAUACCGCAAACCAAACCCGAGGAAAAUGGCGAGAAUUUGUGGCAGGACAGCCGGUGUUUGUGAAUGGCUUAAGGCCGGAUGAGGAAACAUGGCUGGCAGCAAUCGUGCUCAAGCAUGACCUACGACCUCGCAGAGUACCGGAGAAUUCGACGCCUAAUAUUCGGCCGACGGAAUCCUACGACGAACCAGACACAGCACCCUUAGUGACACCGACACGGGUGCCAGAAGGGAUGGACGCAGGCGCCGGGGACCUCACAUCAGUGUUCGCACCAGACAUGGUCCUGCGAAACUCCAGCCAACAGCAGGGGACUACUUCGCCCAUCCAGUCGCCACCAAAACAAGCCGGAACAGCCUCUCCACAAGGCCACUCUCCGCCUCCGUUGCGUCGCAGCAAUCGAGAGAGACGACCCCCAGAUCGCUACGUCCCGUAGCGCCCUGUUAACUCUCGCAUAAAGGGGAAGGAGUGUUGUGUCAGUGCGCGUGCGUCAGUGCGUGCGUGUGAGUGCAGCGCAGUGCGGGUGAAAGUGCGCGCGCGUGUGACUGGACAGACGUCAUCACUAUCGCGAUUACUGCCCUUAUAAAAGGCAGCCAACUUAUGUUCUCCGUCACUCUUUCUGUUGACCUGUUUCUGUUAAUAAACCCUUGUUACUGUGCAAGCAAAGGUGUUGCGCCAUGUCUGCUGAGGUC
Messenger RNA from Rhipicephalus sanguineus (brown dog tick), 1253 nucleotides. RefSeq lists its product as uncharacterized. Bases 128 to 997 code for a protein of 289 amino acids. NCBI's taxonomy places the organism in Eukaryota, Metazoa, Arthropoda, Arachnida, Ixodida, Ixodidae. The transcript has 2 exons. Gene Ontology annotation, biological process: DNA integration. The record is from RefSeq and is a predicted model, not a curated record. Gene Ontology annotation, molecular function: nucleic acid binding.